AUGUAUCAAUCCCAUCAAAGCUGGGAUCAUCCCGAACAUCAUCAAACAUGGGGCUGGGGCAACAAUGAGCGAUACCCAAGUACUGAACAGUCGUGGUAUCAGGACAACCCUAAUUAUCAGACUAGCACAACGUCUAAACACAGACGAGCAGGAUGGUCUUCGAUGCCAUUUUCGACACUUCCUGGUCUCUAUCGCGCUCUGAAUUCAGACUUGAUUCCUGAAACCGAGUACUCAUCACUCCGCAACGCCUCAAGCGAAAUCCUUUCCAAAUGCACCGACAAUGAUAGUUCGGUACAUGUCUACCAUAUCACGGGUAGUAAGGAUGAGCUUUUGCUUGUCCAUGCGGUUAUACAGCGACUGCUCUCAGAAGAACAGAAGGAAAGUAGUCCGACGCUCGUUGUGGUCGCUGAAGAUCUUAAGAAUGCCAGCACAGAUCCAGCCAGAGACGUACGCGACUUACUGAAACUCGCCACUGGCAAGGGUGAAUUGAAGCUGUCAGAGUCGGUCUAUAGCUAUGAACAAGUCGUUUUAAUCGUCAACAAGGCUGGUCGACCGCCAUCGGGCCACCACCUCAAGAAUCCGCAAAGUGAAGCAUUUCAAACCUGGCGCUCUGCUCAGAAGACUGCUAUGGAUUCUGUCACCUCAGCGAUACUGGGCAUAAAGCAGACGACAGGCCGGGAGAAAGUAGUAUGGCAUGAUGGAGCAUACCUUCCAAUGCUCAUGUAUAUGCUCGAAUGCGAAUCACGAUAUUCUCAAGUCAAGUACACCGCUGUCACCAUUAACGGCGUAUAUGAGCUCACCGACAAGCAUGUCGCUCCGAUCAAUUCCACCGUCAGCGAACAAAUCAACUUCAUCACUGCCUCCGCAAAGAAGCUGAACUGUCCUAUAGUUCUUAUUCACAGCUCCGUUCUCGGUCUGAAGAAUUUGAAAUGGCUGUACCACAUGCCAACGCUGUCAUCUGUGUGGCCGAUCCUUCUACCUGCCUCCUCCUGGAACGAAGACAUAAAGCAUAUGUUGAACGGUAUUACUACCUCCGUCUUUCGGCUACGUGCCAGUCUCUACGGCUACACUGGCUCGCGCGUCUCCGCCCUCGCCAUGGCAGAACUCAACAAAGUCCGCGAAACAAGUAAGCAAUGGGCCAAAGAAGUCCUACUACCUUCCUCCUACACCCCGGACGUCUGCGCCGGCGAUGACGCACUCCGCAAGAUGCACUUCACCAACAAGCUCUGUGACAUGCCGCUCAUGGAGAGCUGCACAAAUCUCUUCACCCUGCUCGUCAGCGCGCGCGGCCCUCGCUCCGAGGUGCACGCCGUCAGGUGUGCGUUGUCCAACGACAACAAGGCGCUCGCCCUCAGCGCCAACGGGAUCGUGUACAUCCUGAAGCCCGGCAAGAACGGGCACAAGGCCCUCGAGGCCAGUUUCCUGCGGUACUGGGGGAACUUUCUGGCCGCGCGUGGCAGGCGUGGCGAUGUUCCUUCGGUGCCGCGGGGGCUGGCGCUGGCGUGGCGGGACUUGGUUGGGGUGCUGGAGGGCCAGAUCAAGGCCAUGAAGAGUGAUCAGAGGACGAGGCGGUGGAGCACCGACGACAAGAAGGCGGUGGAGGAGGCGUUGGGGGCGUUGAGGGAGGGGGGCAUGACGAGGUUGUGCAAGCGGGCUCUGAGCUCGUAG
Molecule: messenger RNA, 1668 nt
Organism: Pseudovirgaria hyperparasitica
Lineage: Eukaryota; Fungi; Ascomycota; Dothideomycetes; Acrospermales; Acrospermaceae
Exons: 1
Coding region: 1-1668 (555 amino acids)
Source: RefSeq, a predicted model, not a curated record